UGUUGGGUGGCUGCAGUGCCGGGAGGAGGCUGCGGGCGCCGCUGUUGACCGAGGAGGAGCGAGAGGAAGUCCGGAGCGGUGCAGGCAGCCCCGCCCGCUGCAGCCAGGCUCCCUCGCUCGCUGUCUGUCUGGGAGCGUCCGGGUAGUGCGGAGCCGUGGUGCAGCGAGGUGGAGGGUCCGGCGGCAGUAUCCUGGAGCAGCGAGACGGGAACGGAGUCGGAUCGGGAGGCGGAAAAGGAGGCGGAACGCCGGGCGGCGGUCUUACGGUGCUGGCGGUGCCACGUCGGAGAUGUUUGCGGCGGGGAGGCAAUGGGUUCGGCGGGCUCGAGCCCUGAUGUGCUGCGUCAUGGUGGCAGCGUGGGAGGUGGCGUGGGGCCAGCUGCGCUACUCGGUUCCCGAGGAGAUGCCGAAGGGCUCGUUCGUGGGCGACGUGGCCAAAGACCUGGCGCUGGACCUGCCGAUGCUCCAAGACCGCGGCGUCCGCCUAGUUUCCGAAGGUAAGACGCAGUAUUUCGCCCUGCACGGGAAGUCGGGACAUUUAGUGACUGUGGAGAGGAUAGACAGAGAGCAGCUGUGCCGGCUACUGGAGAAAUGCGUGCUGCGCUGUGAGGUGAUAAUAGAGGGAGAAAUGAAGGUUCAUGGAAUUGAAGUGGAAAUCACGGACAUUAACGACAACGCCCCCAGCUUCCUAGAGAAAGAAACAGAGUUGAUAAUGAGCGAGAUGACAGCCCCGGGCUCUCGGUUUCCCCUGUCCGAGGCUCACGACCCGGACGUGGGACGGAAUUCCCUGCAGAGGUACGAGCUGAGCGGUGACGAGCACUUCUCGCUGUCCAUGCAGACGGGUCCCGGCGGGGACCAGCGUCCCGAGCUGGUGCUGGCGAAGGCGCUGGACCGGGAGGAGGCGGCCUUUCACGAGCUGGUGCUGAGGGCGAGCGACGGCGGCGAGCCGUCGCGGACGGGCACGGCGCGGAUCCGCGUGGCGGUGCUGGACGCCAACGACAACGCUCCCGCGUUCAGCCAGGCGGAGUACACGGUGCGUGUGGCGGAGGACGUGCCCGUGGGCUCCGUCCUGCUCACCGUCACGGCCACCGACGCCGACGAAGGGAUAUACGGCGACGUGAAAUACUCGUUGAAGAAAGUGACGGACGUGGGAUCCCAGAUUUUCCAUCUGGAUUUAGAGACGGGAGCGAUCACGCUGAUAAGAAGCCUGGACUUCGAGGAAGGCGAUUCAUACGAACUGGAGGUACAGGCAAGAGACGGUGGGGGCCUUUUUGACACUGCAAAAGUCAUAAUCACGGUGACAGACGUGAAUGACAAUAUGCCUGAGAUUUCGGUGCGGUCGGCGCUGAGCGAGAUCUCUGAGGACGCCCCGCCGGGGACGGUGGUGGCCCUGCUGCACGUGCAGGACCGCGACUCGGGCCCCAACGGCCAGGUGCGGUGCAGCAUCGCCGAGAGCCUCCCGUUCCGUCUGGAGAAGACUUUUGAGGACUACUACCGCGUGGUAACAGCGCGGGAGCUGGACCGUGAGGCGGUGUCAGAGUACAACGUGACGGUGCGGGCGUCGGACGGCGGUUCGCCGUCGCUGUGGAGCAGCGCGGUGCUGUCGCUGCGGGUGCUGGACGUGAACGACAACGCGCCGGUGUUCGCGGAGGCGCGGUACAGCGCGCGGGUGGCCGAGAACAACGCGGCGGGCGCGCUGGUGCUGACGGUGCGGGCGGCGGACGCGGACUGGGGUCAGAACGCGCGCGUGCGGUACCGGCUGUGGGAGGGGCGCGUGCGGGGCGCGCCGCUGUCGUCGUACGUGUCGGUGCACGCGGAGACGGGCGCGCUGUACGCGCUGCGCUCCUUCGACUACGAGGAGGUGCGCGAGGUGGGGCUGUGGGUGCGGGCGGAGGACGGCGGCGCGCCGUCGCUGAGCAGCAACGUGUCGGUGCGCCUGGUGAUCGUGGACGAGAACGACAACGCGCCGCAGGUGCUGUACCCGCCGCCGGCGUCGGGCGCGGGCUGGGCGGGCGUGGAGCUGGCGCCGCGGUCGGCGGAGCCCGGGGCGCUGGUGGCCAAGGUGGUGGCGGUGGACGCGGACGCGGGGCAGAACGCGUGGCUGUCGUACGAGCUGGCGAAGGCGACGGAGCCGGCGCUGUUCCGCGUGGGGCUGCACAGCGGCGAGGUGCGCACGGCGCGGGUGCCGCUGUCCCGCGACGCGGCGCGGCAGAGCCUGGUGGUGGUGGUGAAGGACCACGGGCGUCCGGCGCUGUCGGCCACGGCCACGCUGACGGUGGUGCUGGCCGAGAGCGUGGGCGAGCUGCUGUCGGAGCUGGGCAGCGCGGCGGCGGCGGCGGCGGCGGGCGAGCCGUCCGUCAGCCUGACGCGCUGGCUGGUGCUGGCCGUGGCGGCCGUGUCCUGCCUCUUCCUCGCCUUCCUGCUGCUGCUGCUGGCGCUGCGCCUGCGGCGCUGGCGCCGCUCGCAGCUGCUGGCGGCGGGCAGCGGCGCCUUGCGCGGCGUCCCGGCCUCGCACUUCGUGGGCAUCGACGGCGUCCGCGCCUUCCUGCACUCCUACUCGCACGAGGUGUCGCUCACCGCCGACUCGCGCAAGAGCCAGCUCCGCUUCUCGGGCGGCAGCUGCUGCGACACCCUCCCGGCGCGCCCGCCGCCCGACGAGCCCGCGCCGCUGCUCGCCGAGGACGCCGACGGCGCCCGCCGCGCCGACCCCGCCGCUCCCCCGGUGAGUUCCUGUAGGAUGAGGUUUCGUUAUAAGGAAGGCAAAGCUUCGUUUCAGCAACACGCUGUGUGGUGGUGCCUCUUUCUCCGGGGAGGUGAACGUGGUCUCAUUGCUCAGCGUUAGACUAGGUGUGUGAAGCAGCAGAGGUGGGGCUGCUGUUGGCUGGAGCUUCCUUGGAGUGAAACUUUGUGUUGUUAUCGUGUGCCAGGUCGUUUCUCAUUUUGUCCCCUGACAUGUGUCGGUAUUAGCUCUUCUGAACCUAUAUAUGAUCAGCAAAUGGAAAUGUUAGUUAUUCAGGGUCAGCUAUCUUCCCGAUAGCAGCUGUGCUUGAGUAGGAUGAGUGUGUUUUGUAAGGGACUGUUAAUGGUCCCGUGUAUAACUCAGCUGCUCAUCGUUUCCACUCUUCUCAGCCUUUCUGUUUCCCCACGAUAACGUAGUGAGCAACAAAAUGUCUUUGUAAUAGCCCAAGCUUUGAUCUUUGUGCACGGAGUGGAAGAAUGGGCCUGGAUACAACUGGU
Messenger RNA from Chroicocephalus ridibundus (black-headed gull), 3237 nucleotides. Its product is annotated as protocadherin gamma-A2-like. Gene Ontology annotation, molecular function: calcium ion binding. The record is from RefSeq and is a predicted model, not a curated record. Gene Ontology annotation, biological process: homophilic cell-cell adhesion. Lineage: Eukaryota; Metazoa; Chordata; Aves; Charadriiformes; Laridae. The transcript has a single exon. Gene Ontology annotation, cellular component: plasma membrane. The coding region runs from base 290 to 2842 and encodes 850 amino acids.